Molecule: messenger RNA, 2029 nt
Organism: Austrofundulus limnaeus
Lineage: Eukaryota; Metazoa; Chordata; Actinopteri; Cyprinodontiformes; Rivulidae
Product: scavenger receptor cysteine-rich type 1 protein M130
Biological process (GO): zymogen activation
Cellular component (GO): plasma membrane
Molecular function (GO): serine-type endopeptidase activity
Source: RefSeq, a predicted model, not a curated record
AACCUGUUGACUCCAUCAGGCUGGUUGGAAGAGGCAGUCGGUGUAACGGCAGACUGGAGAUAAAACACAGGGAGGAAUGGAAAGGAGUGUCAGGUUUAUGGACUCAGAGUUUUGCAGAUGAAGUGUGUAAACAACUGGACUGUGGCCCUUCUGUUUCACUUAGAUAUAAUAGUUUGAGUUCAAUAACAGAAGUCUGGAGACUGUAUAGAGACUGUGAUGGAUCUUCUCUGACACAAUGUGUGAUAGGGAUCGCACUCUCCUCUGAUUCCACAGAGGUAACCUGCUCAGACUCAGUCAGACUGGUGAAUGGGACUGGUCUGUGCUCAGGCAGACUGGAGGUCAGGUCUGACCAGUCGAACCAGUCCUGGUCCUCAUUGAGUGAAGAUGGUUUUGACCAGCAGGAUGCAGAGGUGGUCUGCAGGGAGCUGGGCUGUGGUCCUCCUUCAGCCCUCCAGGGGGCGCUCUAUGGAGAACCAGAGGCUCCAACAUGGAGCAGAGAGUUCCACUGUAAGGGCAACGAAGCUGCACUUUUGGACUGUGGCAGUUCUGUUACAAAUUAUUCUGGUAACGCUGUUGGACUCGUCUGUUCAGAACCUGUUGACUCCAUCAGGUUGGUUGGAAAAGACAGUCGGUGUAACGGCAGACUGGAGAUAAAACACAGGGAGGAAUGGAAAGGAGUAAAUCUUAGGUUUUUGACCCUGAGUUURGCAGGUGAAAUGUGCAAACAGCUCGACUGUGGCUCUCCUCUUUCAAUCAGAACCAAAGAUUUGAGUUCAGUAACAGAACUCUGGAGACUGAAUGAAGACUGUCUUGGAUCUUCUCUAACAAAAUGUGUGACAUGGACCAGAUACUCCUCUGAUUCCACAGAGGUUACCUGCUCAGACUCAGUCAGACUGGUUAGUGGGUCUAACCUGUGCUCAGGUAGACUGGAGGUGAACUUGAACCAGUCCUGGUCCUCAGUGUGUSAAGCUGACUUUGACCAGCAGGAUGCAGAGGUGGUCUGCYGGGAGCUGGACUGUGGUCCUCCUUCAGUCCUCCAGGGGGRGCUCUAUGGAGAACCAGAGGCUCCAACAUGGAGCAGAGAGUUCCAGUGUGAAGGCACCGAGUCUGCUCUCCUGGACUGUAGAYCAGGUUCAGGUAGAAGCAGCUGCUCACCUGGACAAGCUGUUGGACURACCUGUUCAGAUGGGAUCAGGUUAGUGGGAGGGGCCAGCCACUGUGCUGGGACUCUGGAGACGUUUCACCACAAACAGUGGAGACCAGUGGCUGACCUCACAGAAGACUGGAACCAGAAGUCAGCUGCUGCAGUUUGUGCUCAGCUGGGCUGUGGUUCUGUUGUUUCAACAAGAAGAUUAAAGACAUCUUCAGACAGACCUGUGUGGUGCAUCGAGCCUCACUGCCUGCAAAGAAAAUCUACCCUCAGAGAUUGUUUAUAUUUUUCUAAUUAUGAACAUGACGACAGCCUUGAGGUGGUGUGUUCAGUUUCAGGGUAUCUGACUGAUAUGACCAUCAGACUAAUGGGGGUCCUGCUGGGUCUGCUGGGAUCAAUCCUGCUCCUCUACUUCUACUUCAAGACCAGGUCUGGACAGGAGAAAAAGCACGAUGCUGACGGCUGCAGAGACGAGUCUCCAGCACCGAGUAGAGCAGAAUCUGUAUUUCACAUUCAGAUGAAGAAUCAGUGAUGAUGCUUCAGACAGCUGCUCCCUCCGUACAGACGAGACACCCUCGUUUCAUUAACCCAGUUCAUCAGUGCUGUGCUUCCAGGUGCAAGACAGUUCAGGUUUCACAUUGUUCAGCAGAUUAAAGAGGAGUAAUCCUGUGUGGAUUCUUUUAUUGUCUCAUUCUGUUCCUYCUGCUGUUUUAUAAAGAUGUGCGUUAGCCAACAACAAAUCAAAGCAACACUUUGUAAGUUGGAGCUGUUGAUGAGUGAAAUUUCUGCUCCAUCAGUCUCUGUACUGAAGCUUCUGUCACUGAGGAAACAGAAGAUGGUGAUUUGUGUAAAUGUUGAGAAUAAAUAUCUUUAAAAGGU